Lodderomyces pseudojiufengensis is the source of this 2316-nucleotide messenger RNA. Its product is annotated as Golgi transport complex subunit. Gene Ontology annotation, biological process: intra-Golgi vesicle-mediated transport. NCBI's taxonomy places the organism in Eukaryota, Fungi, Ascomycota, Pichiomycetes, Serinales, Debaryomycetaceae. Bases 1 to 2316 code for a protein of 771 amino acids. Gene Ontology annotation, cellular component: COG complex. The record is from RefSeq and is a predicted model, not a curated record. The transcript has a single exon.
AUGGACUUCAUAGAAUUCGAUAGUUUCACUGCGGAUGAAGAUGUUAAUUUGCCGCAGCCUCAGCCUGCAUUAUCAUUACCACUAUCGACAAAUUUAGAAUCAUUUAGUAAAAAAAUCUCAAAUUUCAAUUUAUCAAAAAGUUUUAAACCAAUAAACACAAGAAUAAAUGUUGAUGAUGAAAACAACAGUGCAGAAAAUGAGUUAAUGAACAAAUAUGCAGAGUUAUCAUUAAAUUUAGUGAAAGAUUUGGUGAAUAAUGGAACAACGAAAGAAGAACUUCAGUCAACUGCAAAGACAGAUUCCAUGGCUUUGAGACUAUCAAGAGUGUUUAAUGACCCUUUAAGUGAUUCAAAUCUACGAGAAAUUUUUGCGAAUUUUGAUCAUUACGAUUCUCAAUACAUUCAAAAGUUAGUGGAUUCGGGAUUCGUAGGUACUAUGUCAAGAAAAAAUUUGAAAAGUAAAAUAGAACAUGAACUAAUCAAGGAUCAAAUGUCAAUAUUGAAAGAGCACCAGCCAGUGAUUAAACAAUUAAAAACAGUGGAGUCUAAAUUAACGAAGUUAAAUGAAUUGAAUACUACCACAAAUGAAAGGGUAAACAAAAAUUCAAAAAGUCUGAGUGAAUUCAAUGCAAAGGUGCGAAAAUUGAAUAAUGAUAAACAGUUAAUUGAAUUGAAAAAAAAUUUACUAAAAGUUUUUAAAGAAAAGUUUACAUUGAAUGAAUAUGAAGAAUUUACUUUGACUCAGGGGGAAAUGAAUGAUGAAUAUUUUCAUAUUUUGAAAAAGGCUGAAAAAAUAGUUGAUGAAUGCUCAAUACUAUUGUCUGAAGACAACCCUCAACUAGGUUUGAAAAUUAUGUCUAAGAUGAAUUAUAUAAUGAAUAAGUCAAUUGAUAGAAUAAUAAGUUAUUGUAAUAAGACUUUGGAUAAUUUGUACUCAUUAAGUUCAAAAACAAGGUUGAAAUUAUUGCAUGAAUGUUUCCAAUAUCUUAAAACAAAAGAACAAUUCCAUCAAAUAAUUGAUAAAUUUUCUGAUACGAGGUCAAAGUUGUUAUUGGAUGAAUUUCAACAUCAAGUUCAUGGCCCACUGGAACUUGAGUCCAGGCCAGCAAUGGAUCGAAGGUCUAGUACAAAAAGCUCAUUGUCUAGUGGCGUGGUUGAAGCAAGACCAAUCUUUAUGUCGGCUCAUGAUCCAAUACGGUUUAUCGGUGAUUUUUUAGCUUACGUCCAUUCUAUUGCAGUUAACGAGUCAGAAACAAUUUCUAAUAUUUUUACAAUGGGAAACGAUGAUGAUCAUGAAUUUGACGAAACGAUACAAAUUAUUACAAACAAAGUUUUAAAAUCAUUAUCUAAGCCAAUAAAGUCUAAAAUUGAACAAGUAAUAUCGAUAGAGUCAAAACUUGGUACUAUAUAUCAAAUAUUUAACCUCCUUGAACUUUAUUCCAUAAUGUUUCAGAAGCAAUUACGAGAAUCUGACAAUCUAAUUAUAACUAUAAGGAACUUAGUUACAACCUGUCAAGAUCGUAUAUUCAUGAUCAUUUCCAACAAAAUUUCAACAAUAAGUUCAAGUAAUCUGGCUAGAUUGGAAUUAAACCAUGAUUUGCAACCACCUGAAUGGAUCAUUGGGUUUUAUCUGGAUAUUUUACCGAUGAUUGAUCAGAUGCACACUAAAACCAUUUUAAACUUAUCAGAGGAAGAAGAACAGAGAUUUCUAAAAUUGAUAAUAAGUCAGCCUAUAUCAAUCUUCAAACUGCAUGCUGACGGGAAUAAACACUUUUCAAAAAUGGAUUCAUACAUAAUGGAAUAUAAUUUUCUUGACUUAGUUCGAUCUAAAAUCAUGCCCAUUUCUUUAUUGUCAGAUAAAGCUCUAGAAAUCAAUGAUUUAGCGACAGAAUUAGCACAAAAGUUGACAGCACUAAUAUUUGAGAACAUUUUGAAGAAAACUCAAUUAUAUGAUUACUUUAACAUUUUAAAUAUGAUCUGUCCUUUAUCUGAUGAAUACUUCGAUGUAUCGAUUUAUGAACCGAUAAAGGAAAAUAAAUUAAUCAAUUCUGAAAAACUUAAAGAGGUCAAUACGAUACUCCAAGAUUAUAUGCCAAAUUUAAUGAUUGAAGUUCAGCAGCAAUUAUUGAAAUUAAAUUCUCCAACAAUUGUGAAUGAUAUAAUAGCCGAAUCUUUUUUAAAGUUUAUCAAAUUUUACUACCAAAUAAACCAAAUAAAUCAAGAAGUUUUAAAUUUUUACUUCACUUGGUCGGAUUUUGAUUUAGCUACGAUGUUAGGAGUUGACGAGAUAUACGAGAAAUCUUUUCAAGAUAAUUAA